GCAUCCUUGUCCUUGCUGCUGACCCUGCUGGUGGUGCCGCCGGCGGGCCGGGCCUGCCCGUCCCGCUGCCGCUGCUACAGCCUCACCGUGGAGUGCGGCUCGCUGGGCCUGAAGGAGAUCCCCCCGGGGGUCCCGACCGCCACGCAGACCUUCUUCCUCCAGGACAACGCUGUGGUCCAGAUCCGGCUCCUGGACCUGUCCCGUCUGGGGGUCCUGCACUACCUCUACCUGCAGAACAACAGCAUCUCGGCCCUGGAGCCGGGCGCCUUCCUCAGCCAGGGGGAGCUGCUGGAGCUGGCCCUGAACGGGAACCUCAUCCACCUGGUGACGGCCGACGUCUUCCGGGGGCUGGACCACCUGCGCAUCCUGUACUUGGCCGGCAACCAGAUCACCCGGCUGCAGGACUACAUCUUCAGGGGCCUGCACCGUCUACAGGAGCUCCAUCUGCAGGACAACAGCAUCGAGCUGCUGGGGGACCAGGCCCUGUCCGGCCUGACCUCCCUGGCCCUGCUGGACCUCAGCCGCAACCACCUGCGCACCCUGGGACCCUCCUCGCUGAAGGCCCUGGUCAGCCUGCAGGUGCUGCGGGUCACAGAGAACCCGUGGCGGUGUGACUGCGCGCUGGGCUGGCUGCGGACCUGGAUCAGCGAGGAGGGCCAGCGCCUGCUGAGCUCCGCCGAGCAGCGCCGGCUGAUGUGCGCCGAGCCCCCCCGCCUGUCCCACCUCAGCCUGGUGGAGGUGGCUCCCAACAGCCUGGUGUGCAUCCCCCCCGUCGUGCAGCUGGAGCCCAGCCACCUCACCGUGCGCCUGGGGGAGAGCCUCCGCGUGUCCUGCCAGGCGUCGGGCUACCCCCAGCCCCAGGUCACCUGGAGGAAGUCCUCCCACGGCCGCACGCAGCUGUCCCCGCGGGGCCUGGUGCAGGAGCUGGGCCCUGACGGGGAGCUCUUCGUCCCGGGGCCCGCAGGCCCCGCCACCGCGUCUCCGUCUCCUCCUCCUCCCCCUCCCGCCUCUCCUCUAGGGUCUGACAAGGCGGCGGUGGGGAGCGGCGGCGUGGGCGGGCUGGUGCGUGGCGUGGAGGAGGGCGGCGAGCGGGACAGCUUCGACCCCGACACGGGCAGCGGCAUGCUGUUCCUCAGCAACGUGACGGUGGCCCACGCCGGCCGCUACGAGUGCGAGGCCUGGAACCCGGGGGGCGUGGCCAGGGUGAGCUUCCACCUGGCGGUCAACAUGUCCUCCUCGUCCUCGCCGUCCCAGUACUGGCCCCGCCUCCACGCCCACCCUCCGUCGUCCUCCUCCUCCUCGUCCUCCGGCAGCUCCUCCUACUUCCACCCGGAGGUGCUGGACGUCAGCCAGGAGCCGCUGUACGAGCAGGACAGCAUGGACUUCAACGCGCUGGGCGCCGCCACACAGACCGCCAUCGCCAUGGGGAUCUCCCUGCUGGCGCUCACCGCCCUGCUGCUUCUAGUCAUGAUCUACACACGGCACCGCCAGCGCCGCAAGGAAGAGCGCGGCUCCUACUGCACCAGCAAGGAGGAGAGCAUCCUGUACGUCAACGACUACUCCGACGGGCCCACCACCUUCUCCCAGCUGGAGGAGUACCGGGACAACCAGGGCCACGAGAUGUACGUCCUGAACCACGCCCGGCCCGUCCCGGGCCCCAGGGCCGGGGCGUGCCCCAUGGUGGGCGGGUACUGCCAGCAGGGCAGCAUGAAGGACGCGCUGCUGGACCACGAGAUGGUGCAGACGCUGAGCCGCUCGGGCGUGGUCAUGGGGCCCCGGAGGAACCCGGCGGAGGGCGGAGAGGGGCCCCCGACGCUGGACCCCGAAGGGCUGUUCCUGGGACAGAGUCUGCUGUUUGGGUCGCAGGUGGCCUACGAGAUCCACUGCUGAGGCGCCCUGAGCGCUCAGCUGCCCCCAGAGACAUCCGCUUUUUUGCGUCCAGCCAGUGUUCCGAUAAACUUUUCAAUUCGGCUGGGAAACGCUGCCGUAACCAUCAGUGCAAGGUGCUCUGGAGCAUUGCGUCCAAAAAAAAAUCAUAAAUAAUGAGCUUAAUCUCGGAAGGAGAACAAUGGUGUUAGUGCACCACUUGCACUCCAGAAUUAGGAUUGUUGUUGUACAUUGAUUGUUUUCGACUCGUGUUUCGUGACGACAAAAAAAGACAAGAACCAGUUACACUGAUGCCGACUUCCAGUUGAACCCCCUGGGUAUUUUAUGGUACUGUACGUACAUUAGGUUGACGGAUUCGUGUACAUCACGCUGAAAGACUUAUGUACUAUACAUUGACGUAUGUUAAGCAGGGCAGAAAGAUGUACAUCGUAUUGACAGACUGAUGUACAGCAGUGUUCUCAGACUUAUGUGCAUUGUGUUGACAGACUUGUGUACAGCAGGGUUGACAGACUUGUGUACAGCAGGGUAAGUAGUGUACGUUUUUAAGGAUUUCGGUUUUAAUGAUACAGUAUACUGUGAAGGCACAAGUAAAGACUAGUGUGGUCAUUGAACAAUUAUGAAGCGGAUGGGAAAACAGAAAUACUUUGAUUUGAUCAGGAUCCUCAGAAAAAGCCAAAGCCACUGUAAAAGAGUGAGAAAUACUGAAAACGGGUUUAGGGUUGUAAAUCCAGUUUUGUAACGUGAGGUAUUGUUUUAUGACCUUGUGUAUCUUUGUGUCCGUGCUCAACUGUUUUUGAAAUUGUUUCAUUCUAAUUAUUUUUACUUGGUGUCGUCUUUCUUACGGCUGCGCAUUUGGACGGCGUUGAAUCGCAAGCUUUGUCUUCAUUCCAUAAGCGCGAGUAGGCGUUGGAUGGGUGAACAGCCGGCUGCGUUUUGACCGCAGCGAGUGCGGGUCAUUGUGAGUUUCAAUCAGUCCUGUCUACUGUUUUUAUAGUGUUUUCCGUCUCCCUUUUUUUAAUGACAUCGCCGCAGUCAAAAUGUAUUUCUGUGUCCGCCUAAAUCUGGUGUUCUAUGUGUGGAAAAUGACCCCGGUACCAGUCCGCUUCUGAUGAUUACAUGUUUUCCGUCUACCGUCUUCAACUAAUAAAUUGUAUUUUAAAACAGCCUGGCAC
Molecule: messenger RNA, 3059 nt
Organism: Gadus chalcogrammus (walleye pollock)
Lineage: Eukaryota; Metazoa; Chordata; Actinopteri; Gadiformes; Gadidae
Gene: lrrc24
Product: leucine rich repeat containing 24
Exons: 5
Molecular function (GO): protein binding
Source: RefSeq, a predicted model, not a curated record